AGCCUAAGCUGAUAUUAGCCAAGCUUAACUUCUUUCGGCAGUUUGCAGAUGGGAAGGGGGUGGGACGUCCUGCAGUCAGCAGUUCUCCACGAGCCCGUGAACGCGGGCGCCGGCGGCAGAGCCGACCAUGAGCUGAGCGCGUGGCGCGGACGGACGGACCGACGGGUGCGAAUUCACUGUGUCGCUCGUGGAGAAGAUGCAAGCUCAGGAAAUCCUGCGGAGCCUGCGGCUCCCCGAGUUCGAUGACCUCAGCCAGUUCUUCCGCAACCUGCCGGCCACCGCGCUGGUGGGCAUCGGCGCCUUCGCCGCUGUCGUCGCCUACUGGUUCGCCAGCCGGCCCAAGGCUGUGAAGCCGCCCUGCGACCUGCGCAUGCAGUCGGAGGAGGUCGAGGGCCAGGACGGGGCGCGCCGCUCGGUGAUUGGGGACAGCCCACAACUGCUGACGCACUACUACGAUGAUGCCAGGACCAUGUACGAGGUCUUCAGGAGGGGGUUCAGCAUCUCUGAGAACGGCCCCUGCCUGGGGUUCAGGAAGCCCAAGCAGCCCUACCAGUGGCUGUCAUACAAAGAGGUGGCUGAAAGAGCAGAAGCUCUGGGCUCGGGGCUGCUGCAGCAGGGCUGCAAGCCAUGCACGGAGCAGUUCAUUGGGGUCUUUGCUCAAAACCGCCCAGAGUGGAUCAUUUCCGAGCUGGCUUGCUACACCUACUCCAUGGUGGUGGUGCCCCUCUACGACACCUUGGGUCCUGGAGCCAUCCGGUACAUCGUCAACACAGCGGACAUUUCCACAGUCAUUUGUGACAAGCCUGACAAAGCCAGGACGCUGCUGGACCACGUGGAGAGGAGGGAAACGCCGGGGCUGAGCUCCAUCAUCCUGAUGGACCCCUUUGAGAAGGAGCUGACCGAGAGGGGAAGGCGCUGCGGGGUCCGCAUCCAGACCAUGCAGGAGGUGGAGGACUGUGGCCGGGAGAGCCGACACGCGCCUGUGCCUCCCCGGCCAGAAGAUCUCUCAAUUGUCUGUUUCACCAGUGGCACUACAGGAAACCCCAAAGGUGCUAUGCUGACGCACGGGAACGUGGUGGCCGACUUCUCGGGCUUCUUGAAAGUGACGGAGAGUCAGUGGUCUCCUACUUGUGAGGAUGUUCACAUUUCCUAUUUGCCUUUAGCACACAUGUUUGAGCGAAUGGUGCAGUCUGUAGUGUAUUGCCACGGAGGGCGCAUUGGGUUCUUCCAAGGCGACAUCCGCCUGCUGUCCGACGACAUGAAGGCGCUGCGUCCCACCAUCUUCCCUGUCGUGCCGCGCCUGCUGAACAGGAUGUACGACAAGAUCUUCAGCCAGGCAGACACCUCCCUGAAGCGCUGGGUGCUGGAGUUCGCCGCCAGGCGGAAAAAGGCUGAGGUUCGAAAUGGGAUCAUCAGAAACGACAGUCUGUGGGACAAGCUCUUCUUUAACAAAAUACAGGCGAGCCUUGGUGGGUGCGUCCGCAUGAUUGUGACCGGCGCUGCCCCAGCCUCUCCAACCGUCCUGGGCUUCCUGCGGGCGGCCCUGGGCUGCCAGGUGUACGAGGGUUACGGGCAGACGGAGUGCACGGCGGGCUGCACCUUCACCACCCCCGGGGACUGGACCUCAGGUCACGUGGGAGCCCCUUUGCCCUGCAACUUAAUCAGGCUGAAGGAUGUGGAGGAGCUGAAUUACUUUGCUUCCAAAGGAGAAGGAGAGAUAUGCGUGAAAGGACCGAACGUUUUCAAGGGUUAUCUGAAAGAUGAGGAGAGGACGAGAGAAGCGCUGGACCAGGAGGGCUGGCUGCACACCGGAGACAUUGGGAAGUGGUUACCUAAUGGGACUCUCAAAAUCAUCGAUCGGAAAAAGCAUAUAUUUAAACUUGCUCAGGGAGAAUACAUUGCACCGGAGAAGAUAGAGAACAUCUACAUCCGCAGUGACCCCGUGGCGCAGAUCUACGUGCACGGAGACAGCCUGCAGGCCUUCCUGGUGGGGAUCGUGGUGCCGGAUGCCGAAGUCAUGCCAGGCUGGGCAAAGAAGAGAGGGUUUGACGGAACAUAUGCAGAGCUCUGUAGAAAUAAGGAACUGCAGAAAGCAAUCAUGGAAGACAUGGUACGGUUAGGGAAGGAGAGCGGGCUUCAUUCCUUUGAGCAGGUCAAAGCCAUUUACAUUCACUCCGAUAUGUUCUCAGUACAGAACGGUUUGUUGACACCGACGUUAAAGGCUAAGAGACCAGAACUGAGAAAUUACUUCAAAAAACAGAUAGAAGAGCUAUAUUCCAGCAUCUCCAUCUGAAACCAUGGGAAGAACCUUCCAAGUAACGGACUUUGUAGCAAUAUUAGGAUACUGCUCAAAAGUACAGAGCCAGAAUGACACAGCUGAAGAGGAUAAGCAUCUGAAUCUUACAUCUGAGCCUUUUAUUGUUUUAGGAUUUCACCACUAACCAUCAUUUCCCUUUUCCUUCUUUUUUCAUCAGGUGUGGUAUCAGUUUUACUCUAUGUACACAGUAGGGUACUAUCAAGAAUUAUGCUAAAUUGCCACAAAAUAUACAGCAACUUCAAUCCACGACCGAGUAAAUUAUGGAAACUUAAUAACUAUACACAUUUCAAAAUUAAACUAGGGAGAGUUUCAGAUAUGUCUGUUGAUAUUUGAUUGUAUAUAACACAUUAGAGACUGAAAUUGUGGAUAAAUCAGUAAUGUGGUCUACCUCAAGCUAUCGGCGAUUGAUGGUGAAAGCCUACGUUCCCUGAUCUGUAACUUCAAGCUGGACAUCAGUUUAUAUAUUUAGUGAUAGUUUUUAUAUUUACCAGGACAUAAAUUCCAACAAUUUGACUUGAUCACUAACGGCCUAACAACCAGAACAGAAAUAAGAACAAAUCUCCUGGUACUCGUGCUCAAUAGGCCUCUUAGUGUGUGACGCCUCAAGGACGGCCACUGCUUGGGAUCACAAGAACGUGUUGGUGUGCCCAGCCCCUCUCCAGCUGAGCCCAGCACCUCCCACACAGCAGUUUGUAGGCAGCCCCACGCUCCAGGGAUGAUGCAGCACAGCAAAACAAGGCUUGCACAAGAGCCAGUGCGGGUGAGUCUCAAGCCACCUGUGUCUGGUCCUUGAUUUAUUACUUUAACACUGCUAAUGCUGCACAGUCUGGUUGGGCUGGUUCCCUUUUGGAAUAGGGCUUAGGGAAUGGAGCUGGCCUGGGAUGUGGCCAUGGAGCACUCCGCUGUGCUGGAGGAGAAGAGGAAACGUUGCUCUGAGUGGCCAUGAGGACAGUUCCAGCCCCAAGGAGCCGUGGGGUAACGCAUCGGAUGUGGCUGCCAGGAAAGCACCUCCAUGUGCAGACGUUUGGGUCCUCAGUUAUCACCUGCAGCGACCUCUCUGCAAUAAGCAGCAAGAUUUGGGAGGAAACCUUGGAUCCAUGACCAGCUGCAGCCAUUGGAAGGAGCCAGGAGCGGAGGCUGGAGCAAACUCCCAGUAAAAGCACAGAGCAAAGCACUGAGAAGCUGUAAGGUCAGGUAGUGUGAGCACUGGGACUGCUGAAUGAGACCCUCCAUACAUCUGUGUGCAUUACCAGCUGCUGUGUGCUGCACCAGCAUGAGCUACCAUGGAGCUCUGCCUGCUAGACCUCUCUAGCUAGGGCAGUGAAGGCACGCAUUUUCUCUCUUAGACUGGAAGCCACUGUAGCCUCUUGAAACUAAAAGAUAAAUUAUUAAUCUGAAUUCUCUCUCAUUUCCCCUCUGAAAUCCCAUUGCAUGCUUUAAAAAUUAAAGAAAUUGAAUUAAUGAGUUAGUUUUACACAAAGACUGAUUUAUGGCAGUAAUUUCAGAACAAAGAGAUACAAAGGAAAUUGUAGCCGUUAACAUAAUCACUCACGCACAGAGCAAGGCGAUCUGAUCUAUCAAACGUGGGAGGGUUGGUCUGAAUCUCAUCUGUGCCUGAUUCUUCACUGGAUUCCAUCGUAAUGAUUCAUAUCUGUCGAAAGCAAGAAAGAAAAAUCACUGCUGGGACCUGACGGUAUCAGACCUUCAUUUCUCAUCGCUAUACACAGCAAGAGCACCCCUGGGGACUCUGAGCGUGGGGGGCGAAGUACCGCAGGCAGUCUGGCUCCUUAGGUCAGGUCACGCAGGAGUCUCAUCUCGGAGGAGCCCAGCUCAUCCCGUCUGUGACACCCGAAAGACAGUCAUCACGUACACGCUCUCCAACGCAGUGAAGGACCUGGUACCAUCUCCCCUGUUCUUUCUGAACAACAACAAAAAAUAUCUGCCAUCGCAGUUAGUCCAGAGAAGCUAUAUCCCGUGACCUGUUUCUACCGCAUGAAUUUCAUUUACUUUUCUCCUAAGGUGAUUACAGUUUGCCUGAUUUGUCUGGACCACUGAACUCUGGCUUUGUACAAUCAGAGAAGCUCCCGAUGUGAGUUUACUUCUGGCUGUUGUCUUUAAGUAUGUGAUGCUGCUUUGUUACUGAAUAAUGUAUCUUCUUUUGGUAUCUGAUGCAAAGGAUCGGAUGCGCUACAGCCAAUGACAUGAGCACCAAAAAAAAAAAAGGACCACAAUAAGAUGAUGCAAAACUUGGGAGAAAUCUGGGGGAAAUUCACUACUAAAGUGUGAAUAUUUUCAGAACUUGUGAAAAGCUGUACGAAUAAACUAAAAGCUGCCUCUGUUA
Messenger RNA from Numida meleagris (helmeted guineafowl), 4658 nucleotides. It is a transcript of the gene ACSL6, whose product is annotated as acyl-CoA synthetase long-chain family member 6. Gene Ontology annotation, biological process: long-chain fatty-acyl-CoA biosynthetic process; long-chain fatty acid metabolic process; very long-chain fatty acid metabolic process. Gene Ontology annotation, molecular function: arachidonate-CoA ligase activity. The coding region runs from base 197 to 2293 and encodes 698 amino acids. The record is from RefSeq and is a predicted model, not a curated record. The transcript is spliced from 21 exons. NCBI's taxonomy places the organism in Eukaryota, Metazoa, Chordata, Aves, Galliformes, Numididae. Gene Ontology annotation, cellular component: membrane; endoplasmic reticulum.